Drosophila subobscura is the source of this 4439-nucleotide messenger RNA. RefSeq lists its product as uncharacterized. Bases 608 to 3142 code for a protein of 844 amino acids. The transcript has a single exon. Gene Ontology annotation, biological process: adenylate cyclase-activating adrenergic receptor signaling pathway. Gene Ontology annotation, molecular function: dopamine neurotransmitter receptor activity, coupled via Gi/Go; G protein-coupled receptor activity. NCBI's taxonomy places the organism in Eukaryota, Metazoa, Arthropoda, Insecta, Diptera, Drosophilidae. The record is from RefSeq and is a predicted model, not a curated record. Gene Ontology annotation, cellular component: membrane.
CUACCAGUCUGCCUGUCUCGCGUCUCGCGUAUAUUUGGGUGCGCUUCGGCAGCCCCACACGACAGUUGUGCUUCGAACGCUUCGUAGUGAAGAUCGUGCUCGAUCGGUGCGCGCCCUACACCGCGAGAAAUAAAUCACUUGGAAAACACCCAAAACAAACACACAUUGGCAGAGGGAAAGGAAAACCUCUCUUAUUAUUACUAUUUUGACGAGACGACAAACUUCGCGUGUAAAUUAGCAAGCGUUCGCAAGAAACAAGAAACAAGAAACAGAAACAAGAAACAAUUUUCAACCAAAAAACACGCACCAAACAAAAACGGUUUUUUGUCGGGGAAAUACAACAGAAAUUGGCUGCAAAAAAUAAUUUGUGAAUAAAAAAAGUUAACCAGAAAACGUUAAAAGCGAGUGAAAUUUGUGUCAUAAGCAAAGGCAAACACACAAAAAAGCGCAAAGCACGAAACCAAAACAGAAACAGCAACAAAAAAAUAUAAAGAUCGAACAAAAUAAAUUCGAAAUCAGACAGACAGACAGAGUGACUGUCGAACUGUAAAGUGAUGUGCGUGGAAGCAACAGUUAGGGGAAGUCCAACAUAGAAAUAGCCUGAAGAAUGGCCAUAGAUUUCCUCAUUUUGGCCCUGCUGCUCGUCUCGUUCCUCAUCAACCUGCUGGCGCUGUGCGCGUUCUGGAUCACGCCCGGACUCCGCACCACAGCCAAUCGCUUCACCAUCAAUCUGCUGGCCAUCAACCUGAUCGGCUGCUGCAUUCUCGCACCCACCCUGUUCCUGGGCGGCGUUCGGAGCCUCAACGAGAGUCAGUCGGGCGCGUCGGUGGCGGCGGCGGAGAGCAUUGAGUUCUACUCGAAGCCGGGCAACCACCAGGUGACCAUUCGACGCCAUGGCCAGGUGGUCGAGCAGGACGGCAUUGUGGUGCGGCGCAACAUCAGCGACGGCGACACCAUCGAGACCAUCUUCAAGUGCAACGCCACCUACUGCCGCGAGCUGACCAUCGACGAGCGCGGAGAUGGCGGCAUCGUCAUCACGGAGACGGAGACCCACGAGGAUAAUCUCAGCGCCUUUGCCAGCACCCCCAGUCCGGCGCCCACCCCCACGUUUGCUCUGCCACCUGUGGAGAUGCGCUGCUGGUCCAUAGACAUGACGGCAGCCUUGGGCGCCCUCGCGGUGCUCCUCGUGGUCGGGGAUACCUGGUGCGCCGUCACCGACCCCCUGCGCUACCACAGCCGCAUUUCGGGCGUCAAGACGUGGGUGUUUAUCGCCCUCACCUGGCUCGUGGGCAUCCUCUUUGGCGCCCUCUCGGCCUUCCGUGUGCUCGACUUUGAGGCGGACACCCUGCUGAGCAGGCAGCGGCGUCUCGCGGCCACCUUCUUCAACAUCAGCAGCACGAACAGCAUCUUCGGCGUGGUCUACGCCUGCGUGUACUUCAUCGUGAUCAUUCUGCUGCCCUUUGGCUUCGUGUGCGGCAUGUACUGGCGCAUCUUCAGCGAGGCACGGGGCAACGGACUGCGCAUGCGGCAGAACGGAUCCUCGCCGCUGCUGCAGAGCGCGCUCAACCUCACGGGCGCCCACCAGGCGGCCCAGGCCAGCCAGUAUGCCAACAGCCUGUGCGUUCAUCGGCAUUCCAUCUCCUCGGCCAGCUCCCAUGGCGGCUGCAGCGGCGGCGGCGGCAGCUCCAGCUUGGGCGGUGGCCUGCAGAUGCAAAUCGAUCAGCGCCAGCAGCGCAGCUCGCCCAGCUGCCUGCGUCGCGACUCCGCGGCCAAGGUGCUCCUGCCCACCAUCUCCGAUGACGGCGGCUCAGACGCGGAUGCGGACAGCAACGUGGGCAUGCAGCUGAUGCCCGUGCCGGAGCAGACUCUGGCGGAUCGUAAUCAGAACAUUCUGCUGACCCUGCAAACGGCCAGCGGGGAGAUCAAGCGCAACUAUUCGGCCAGGCAGCUGCCGCUGCUGGGCACCUCGUCGCAGGAUCUGCGCGAGACGAACCGCCUGCAGGGCAUCCGCCAGGUGCACAGCUCCCCGAAUCUGCACAAGUACACGGAGCUGCGGCAGGACUCGCUGAGCGACGAGUGCGGCUCGCCGCAUCUGCUGGGCCAUGCACAGCUGCAGCAGCAGCAGUCCAUCCAGCAGCAUCACCAGCAGCAGCAGCAGCAGAACCUCCAGCAUCAGCAGCAGCAGCAGCAUCACCAUCCGCACUUUAGUUCGCCGCGACACCAGCAGCUGCAGCAUCAGCACCAGCUGCACGGCAGCCUGGGCGGACCCUCGGGCCACGCCCUGCAGAUACCCGCCAUCCACGCCUCCCCCAAGGCCCUCAGCUACAUGAGCUCGCUGCGCCAUCGCCUGAGCAACGCCAGCUCGCUGUUCAAGUACCGCGAGGAGUCGCGUGCCGCACGCAUCAGCAUCCUGGUGGUCAUCAUGUUCGUCGUCUCCUAUCUGCCCUUCGGGCUGCUGGUGCUGCUGCAGGCGCGCCUCUCGGCGGCCAACUUUGGCGGCUCCUCGCAGCUGUGCAUCUUCAUGAUCCUGCUGGCCAAUCUCAGCUCCCCCUUCAUCUUUGCCUACCGCAACAAGCGGGUGCGUCGUGGCGUCAAGCGGCUGUUCGGCCUGGAGUCCUCGAGCUCGCUGCAGCGCCACUGCAGCAGCAGCAUCAAGACGAACGGCACUGGCGGUGGCGGUGCCGGUGGCGGCAUCGUGGCCGGACCCAAUGCCGCACAGUUGCAGCGCAACAGCAGCAAACUGUCGCAGUACAGUAGCAACAGCUGUCGCUACCUGACGCCACAGAGCUCGCUGGUGAGUCAGUGCCAGCCCGCGGCGGUGCACACAACGCUGACGCUGCGACCCAACAGCAGCUGCAGCACCAUCAUCAACUUUGGGGCAACCACCAGAGGAUCGGCAGAGUCGGAGGAUCUGCCAUCGCCCCCGGCAGCCGUCCCAACCCCAGCCCCACCCCCACCACCUCCAUCGCAGACGCGGCACAUGCGGCCCAAGCUGCAGCGCGGCAUCACCAUUGUGGAGCACAUUUCGUUCAGUCCGCCGACGCCGCGCAAGUACCAGGCGCGUCGUGGCCGCCUCUUCGAGAUGUUCUUUCGCGGCUCCAAGAAGCUGCAGUCCAACUGCGGCAUACCCACAGAGGUCUAGGAGCUCGCAGACUCGCUUUUGCUGAAGAAUUCUAACACAGUAUUCGUAAUUUGUAAGUUACCAACUAGCAAAGACAAACGUGAGUUUUGACUUUGAAUUUUUAAGCCGAACAAAAUGCUGUCCUCAGAAGCUUCUCAUGCCAAAAAAAAAGAUUAUACAUACACGAGUGCUUGUCAAACUGUCUAAACAGUUUGAAGUGCACACAAAAGUACCUUUUAGAGAAAAGUUGAACAAACAAAACAAAUAGCAAGUCAAAUUAUAAUUGAAAACAAAAAAGGCCACAAAUAUUCGUCUAAGAAAUAUCAAACUGUAAACUGGAACCAAGCCAAGUCGGGGAUGGAUCCGCCAUGGAUCGUAUAGGAAUCGAUGUACCUAAGCAACAAAGCAUAUGAACAUUUAAUGUUUUUACUCAAGCAACAAAAAGCCACAAAUCGAGACAACAAUCGAGCAAAAAACAGAAAAACAAACAAACAAAAAACCACAAAGACAGCACAGAAUUAUAACCAGAGUCAGCUAAUUUAUUAUUUAUUAACUUUAUAGUACUGUUACCACUAUUAUUAUUAUUAUUAUUAGUAGUAGUAGUAGAGAGAUCGAUCUGUGUAAAUAUUUAUUAGACAACAACAAACAAAAUCCGAACACGAAAAGCUUUAACUCCAAAACAUUCUGGCUAAGAGAGACGCGAAACGAGAAACGCUAAAACAUUCAAUUGUAAGUUAAUUAAGUCAAUGUGCAAAGCAUAUGUAUAUGUAUGUGUAUUCUAGAGCCAUGCGAGCCAUAAGCGUAGAGUAGUUCUUACAACCGAGCACCUAGUGCCGAGCAGUGCUUUUCCAACUGUCGUCCUGCGGCGCGACCCUUGCAUGGCCGCAGUUUUCAUAUUGAAAGCGCGUCAGUCAAUGCAACGGUCGCGCCUCCGGCAACAGUCACACAUCAACUAGGCAAAGAGACAGUCCAACCAGUCGGCCAGUCAGUCAGUAACUUUAUUUUAGAGCUGGGUCCAUUAAGGCCAAUUUUCUUUGUGUAGAACUCAUGGCAUUGCGUGCAGCUAAAUACCUCAUUAGUUUUAAUUUCCAGAUGAGAAAUGGACGCGCGGCUUUGGCGAGUAGGUCAGAAGUCAGAGCCAUGGUGGUGGUUCAUGUAUUAAACAUACUUGGCUCUGCAGUGCUCUCACUCCCCACUAAUGGCCCUGGCAUUACUCUCUCUCCCUCGCGCUGGGUCGCUGCUCCAGGCCAGAAAGCUUUAUAUCCUAAGUUUGCGUUUAGACCGGCUUUGAUUUUCCGCUGCACAACUGACACACACA